Molecule: messenger RNA, 4199 nt
Organism: Tigriopus californicus
Lineage: Eukaryota; Metazoa; Arthropoda; Copepoda; Harpacticoida; Harpacticidae
Product: double-stranded RNA-specific editase Adar-like
Exons: 4
Coding region: 746-3871 (1041 amino acids)
Biological process (GO): adenosine to inosine editing; RNA processing
Cellular component (GO): cytoplasm; nucleolus
Molecular function (GO): double-stranded RNA adenosine deaminase activity; double-stranded RNA binding; tRNA-specific adenosine deaminase activity
Source: RefSeq, a predicted model, not a curated record
GAGCAAAUCUCGGUCAAAUUUUGACCGAGCGGGUUGGCUCGAGUGCACUGCGCUGAGUCGAUCGGCCCGGUUGAUUGGUCGGCUACUGGACAAACGGCUAGCUUACCAAUUGAUGAGAGGGUUCCACAUGCGUUAGUGCGAGAAAAACUGUCAGCGUCUCGGAUCCCAAGAAAGGAAUACUCCGAAGUCUCAACCCACGUUCACCUAAGAAGAUUGCCAACGAAGAGGAGCACAUACCCAACUUCACCCUACCUUCCUGCCGGCCAUUUUCUUGAACCCCCGGCCCCCUCGCCCAUUUCCAUAACUGCAUCAAGUCUAUCAAUUUCAUCGAGUCUAUCGAGCCCGACCCACACUUCGAAACGCCCUUGCUCGCUCCUUCUGGGCCCUUGUUUCAAUCUUGGGUUGACAUUGGCUCCACUACCAUCCAUAGGAGCGUUUUGGUCCCAAAUCAAAUCCGCUUGACUUGGUUGGCCCGCCCACCCGUUGUUUCCCCGCCGUUGGUUAUCCCCAAGGUUUUGACUCGACUGAUUCGAGAGCCCCCUCCCCGAGAGCCCGAGAAGCCGAGGCAAGUCUCCCCUUUCGACAGCACCAUUGCAUUGCAAUCCACCCAACCUUCGCCGAUACAUUCGCCACUCGUCUUUGGAAACCGGUUCUCGUGUGUCCUAGUCGGAAUUGCUAUCCGACCCGGGCUCGCUUCUCUGCCAGGGUCAGGUCCACCCCACCCCCGCUGGUUCGGGUUCUGGCCAUGGGUCCACAAAACGCCCCAUCCACUCAUAACGCUUCGCGUCUGAAUGUUAAACCUGGCAGACCCAGCGGUUGUACCUCAGCUCCCCCACGCCGUCAUCACCGACCGGCUCCACCGCCUCCCAAAGCCAUGCCGCCCCAUUUGCGGGAGCACGUCAAAGGGUCGGUGGACACGUUGCCGCCUGAAGUGGAUCCUGUGGGUGCACUGGCGGCUUCCUUUGCACGUUUAGGUCUUGGGCUCCGCACCCACACCCGCACCACCCAUGUUUUAUCAUUGCCCGUCAGCCCACGCCAUGGUUCAUUCCCUCCUAAGGUGACCCGUCCGUCCCAUCAGUCCUCUCCUUCUUCGUCCACGGUGUCUCUGUCCAGUGUCAUUUGCGAUGAUCCGAACGAUCGAGCCUUGCCCCAAUCGAACUUUACCGCUCCACCACUGGUUUUGCGCCACCCAGUGGCCCUGGUCCAAUCGGUACACAAGGCUAAGUCUAAGUCCAAAGUAGUUUCGGCCCGGCCUUCGACUGAACCCAUACCGACCAAUUCUUCGGGGGCCAAAAGUUGCGAGGGGAAUGAAGAUUUCAAAGUCCAACUUCAAGAACUUCAUCCUUCCGCCCAAUUGCGCGUAGAGCUGCCGUUUGACAAUAAUGGCAAUAUGUACCAGGUUCGAACGGUCGUCUCGGAAGAGGUAUUCAUUGGUCGAGCCACCACGGAAGAAGAAGCCAUCGACAAAUGUUGUCGGAAGGCGGUACGCUUCAUCAAGCAAUAUUGGGAUCCUCAAGCUCGUCAGGCUCUGCCUCCUUAUAAACGACCCCAUAAAACUACCACAACCAGUUCCGAUGUUGCAAAGAAAACGAACUCUAGACGAAAAGGGGAAAGUGACGUCAAAAAAUCAAGUUCUCGAAAGAAAAAAAAUCGGCUGAUAUCCGAAAAUCCCAAUGAGAUUCCCAUCGGACCAAAACAAGGGAAGAAUGCCGGAAAACCUAAAAUGCUAGACCAGGGCAACAUUCAGGAAUUUGAGCCAGACCUGGAUGUAGAAAGUUUGAAUGAAGAAACGUAUGAUCUCAAUCUCGAAGAUAACUUUCCCAAACUUAAAGCCAAUGUCCCUAUCAAAAACGCCGUUAUGAUGCUCAACGAAUUGUUCCCACCGCCCAAAGGUCCACAAUAUAAAGUCACCUCGCAAACUGGUCCACCAAACAACCCUACUUUCACCAUGGUUUGCACGAUCAAUAACCGGUGCUUCAGUGGUGAAGGCAAAUCUAAAAAGGAAGCGAAACUCUCUUGUUCCCAAAGAGCCAUCGAGGUCUUAUAUGGAUACAAGAUAUGCGAGACUCGUUCACUCCCCGAACGUAGCAAUCCUCGAGCCAAUUGUGAUUUGGAUGAUUGGAUGGAGUUGGAGGGGAAAAAUCCUGUUUCAAUUCUGAAUGAAUUAUACCCCGGCAUUCAGUAUCAGCUGGUUGCGUCCACUGGUCCUUCUCAUGCUCCUCAGUUCGUCAUCAAGGCAUCUUUGAAUGAAAUGUCUUUUGAGGGGUCGGGCAAGUCCAAAAAAGAUGCCAAAUUGAACGCCUCCAAGGCGUUGUUAGUUCAUUUGCACAAGGUGGGGUUUGAUCCUAUGACUGGCGAUAUGAUGAGUACUCAGUUAAACAACAAUGAUGCGGCUCAAGGACACAGCUUUGCUGAUCAAAUCGGUCAAUUGGUGACGGCUAAAUAUCAAGAGCUAUUCGGCACAACCACAUACUCCAAGCGUCGCGUCAUGGCUGGGGUUGUAAUGACACGAAAUGGGGACGUCCAAUCUUCGGGAGAGGUCAUUUGCGUGAGUUCGGGCACCAAAUGUAUUAAUGGCGAACAACUUUCUUUAGAGGGAUGUGUGAUAAAUGAUUCUCACGCGGAGAUCGUCACCCGAAGAUGCUUAUUGGUUUUUCUGUACUCUCAACUGAAGCUAUUGGCCAAUGUUGAAGAAGCCGAUAAAUCAAUCUUCCAGAAGCCCAGAGGGCCUGGGUGGUUAGCCGAGUUGAAAAAAGGCAUAGAGUUCCAUCUAUUUAUUACCACUUCGCCAUGUGGGGAUGCUCGAAUAUUCUCCCUUCACGAAACGUCAGGCAAUGCUUCCACUACGAAAGAAAAACCUGAAAAGAUGGACAAGUUGGAAAAAAUUUCAAAAUCUGAGGAGUUUGUCAACGACAACACGGUUGUCCCUCUUGAAGCUUUGGAAGCAAUCAAUGAGGUUAUUCCAGUCGAAAGACUUGAACACGAUGGACAAAUAGAUAUCAUUGUCUCCGAGCAACAAGAGGCCUUAUCUAUCUCUGGCUUUUCCGACUCUUGCAAAGACGAAGAUUUUGUUAUCGUUCCAACUCAAGGAAACGACAGUGGAGUUGGAUUUGAGAUCCCCACAAUUAUUGUUGAUCAAUAUGAAGGUGACAGAGAUCCGAGACGACCUGAAAAGAUCAGUGGAGACUCGUCGAGAGGUCGACUUCGAUCGAAGAUAGAGUGUGGCAUGGGAACGGUACCGAUCAAUCCAAAGAUCUUGAUACAAACGUGGGACGGGGUAAUGUCUGGAGAUCGUUUGUUGACCAUGGCCUGCUCCGAUAAGAUUCUGCGAUGGAAUGUACUCGGAAUUCAAGGAGCUUUACUCACUCACUUCAUAAGACCCAUCUAUCUCAAGUCCAUCACGGUUGGAUCCAAGUUUCAUCCAGGGCAUAUGAAGCGGGCUCUCUACGAACGAAUUGCCGACUAUAUUCAAGACCUACCCUCGCCUUAUGAACUUAAUACGCCUGACCUGUACGCCACCACCUCGCCGGAAACGCGUCAAGCAACUAAAGCCCAUGAUUAUAGCGUCAAUUGGAUUAUGAGCGAAGGUCAACCCGAGGUUGUCAAUGGAUCCACGGGAAAGACCAUAAACGAAAAUACUUCAAGACUGAGCAAAAAGUGUCUUUUUAGCCGGUUUUUGGAGCUGUGCGAAGCCAAUCAUCCAGAUCUCAAGUCAAAUCACCACUACUUGUCGCCUUCUCGCUACUCGGAAGUGAAACAAGGUGCAGAAACCUAUCAAUCGGUGAAAGGAAGACUUAACGAUGCCUUAUUUGAGGCCGGAUGCGGUCACUGGGUUGAGAAGCCAAUUGAACAGGACCAAUUUUCUAUGUAACUACUAUUUAACGAGAAGUGACCUUGCCUCGAUUGUUUCUUGUAUUGUCAGCAAAACAAAGUAAUAAUGUGAACAAACUUGUCAGGAAUCUUGGAAAGACUGGCUUCGCUUUUUAAUCAUUGAUAUUUGUGAACUUGAUUACUUGUCUCGCUUCAUUUGUGCUCGUUUCAAGAUAGUUUGCCUUAUUACUGCCUUUUCUUGUAAGUGAUGGUCACAAAGAACGAGAUGUUUCCCGUCCUUUGUAGCAUUUUCGCUAGCAAGGUUGAACAGUCGCAAUAAUUUAGACAUGCUAAACUUGGUUUAAUCGAAUAAUAAAAAAUUGAUCUCA